Messenger RNA from Laetiporus sulphureus 93-53, 1919 nucleotides. RefSeq names its product cytochrome P450. NCBI's taxonomy places the organism in Eukaryota, Fungi, Basidiomycota, Agaricomycetes, Polyporales, Laetiporaceae. The coding region runs from base 20 to 1723 and encodes 567 amino acids. Gene Ontology annotation, molecular function: heme binding; monooxygenase activity; oxidoreductase activity, acting on paired donors, with incorporation or reduction of molecular oxygen. The record is from RefSeq and is a predicted model, not a curated record. The transcript has 10 exons.
CAACCAUCCCGCGACAAUUAUGUCGACGCUCGAAGGCGGCCUCGCGUUGGCCUUUGGCCUUGGCUUCGUCGCAUACGUGAUAUUCAAGAGAUACGAACUGAACGACCUCCUCUCGCUCAGUGUGCUACUUGGUCUCCUUCCGGCAAUACCUGCUGCAGUGCUCCGCCCUGCCCUGCAGUCAACAGCCCACUCUGUGUUACUCUCGUAUGCCGUCCAUUUCUCAACAUUGCUCGCGUCUCUCGUCGCGUAUCGCCUCUCGCCGUGGCAUCCGCUCGCAAAGCACCCCGGGCCCCUGCCGUGCAAGCUCUCAAAGCUCUGGCUGGUAUACGUGACUUCCCGUGGGAAGCUGCAUGAGUACUUUAGGCAGUUGCACGAGACGUAUGGGCCAGUCGUGCGCGUCGGGCCCAAUGAACUAUCAGUGAUUGACGUUGAGCUCCUCCCAUCCAUCUUGGGCGCAAAUGGCAUGCAUAAGGGACCCCUGUGGGAAGGUCGCCGGAACGAGGGCCGCAAGGGCACACAGAGCGUUCGUGGCACGCUGAUCGAGUCGCGUAACAGGACGCACCACGCCGAAGCGCGGCGCAUCUGGAACCGCGUGUUCACCACCCAGGCAGUCAAGGGCUACGAGCCGAUCGCGAUGGAGCUUGCAAGCAUGCUCGUAGACGGGAUCAGGAGAGAGUGCGAGCGAGACGGCGGGACGGCGCAGACGGAUAUGGCGCGCUGGCUCAGUUUCUUCUCCUUUGAUUUUAUGGGAGAUUUUGCUUUUGGUGCGCCCUUCGACCUCCUUCGCGAUGGCGACAAGCACGGCCUGUGGCAGUUGCUCGAGGAUGAGCUGUACCUUCCCGCCCUAACACAGCACAUCCCAUGGUUUGCUCCCGUGCUGCUGUACAUCCCCUGGGCAGUCACGGAGAUGCUCGCCCUCGGACAGUUCGCGUCCAAGCAAAUUGCGAAGCGCCUAAAGGAUGGUCCCGUGCACAACGACCUGUUCUACCAUCUGCUCGACGAAGGCAAGCAGCACAACGACUCCGAGCCACCGCCUAUCAUACCCUCUAAUGCAGCCAUGCUGGCUGUCGUUGCGGGCUCGGACACCACCGCUACCGCACUCAGCAAUACACUCUACUUUCUCCUCGCGAACCCGGAGUGCUACGCGCGACUGCAGGAGGAGAUUGACGCGAAUUUUCCGCCAGGGAAGGGUGAUCCUGUCGACUGUGCAAAGCUUGCACAGAUGGAGUACCUCAACGCGGUCAUUAACGAGUCCCUGCGCCUCCUACCGUCUAUAUUGACGUGUCUCCAGCGUGCGCCUGAGCCUGGGAGCGGCGGCCACAUACUCGGAUCAGGCGACUUCAUCCCAGAGGGUACCGCGGUGUACGUCCCUCCGUACGUCCUGCACCACCACCCGAGCUAUUUCUCUCCCAAGCCCGAUACAUUCUGGCCAGAACGGUGGCUCGUCUCGUCCUCCGAGACCAAGGCGGACUUUGUCCUCGAGCAACGCGCAUACAUCCCGUUCUCGACGGGCCCCGCGAACUGCGCGGGACGUCCUGUCGCUCUCAUGGAACUGCGCAUGGUGCUUGCGAGCGUGCUGCAGGCGUUUAGGUUGGAGUUUGCGAAGGGGUAUGAUGCGAAGAGGUGGGAGGAAGACAUGCAGGAUUUGUUCUUGGCGCAGAAAGGCGCAUUACCGGUGAUGGUUACGGUAAGGGCGGUUCCGGGAGAGAUGAUGAGGGAGUAAUGAUGAGGAUUGUCAAUGGCGGAUUCUCGUAGGUGGUGACUGUCGCAAAGGCCUUCCUGCACUGAGCGCUCGUACGUGCUCAAUGUUGGUGCUUAGAUGCAGCGUGCUGUUCGUAUCCGGCCUCACAUGACAAGGCAGAGUUUAAUUAGUUUUACCAGCACUUUUUUUUUUUUGUACAUGUAUUUGUAUACCGCGC